ACAUCACAAGAAAGAACAGUCUUCAACCACUAUUAGGUCACAGCAACAGCUAAAGAAACAAACAUGAACAGAAGCUCCACUAAAGUCCCAAGCAGUUGGUGAAGAACCUUUUCAAACCGAUGGACUGACUGACCAAGCUCCCGUGAGCCUGCGGAGGAUAAGAGGUGCACCUCGCGCGGCUCGGGCCAACUGUGAACACAGCCUUUGGCUGAAGAUGAUAGAUACCGGACCUCCUUCCCACAUAACCCUUUCCGUAAGCAGAAGUUUGCUGGACAAAGAAGACGCUGCAGCUGAAUCUCCAGAUCCCAGACCAUGGAAGAAAUGGAGGGUCUGUAUUUUGUAGGGAAGAGGGAAGACGUGAUGGAAGCAAGGCGUGUUUUCACAACAGUCAAUGACCGAGACGUUCUCAUCAUCUACCAUGAGGGAGAGUUCUACGCCAUGGACUCGUACUGCUACCACGCCGCAGGGAAGCUGCAGGAUGGAGACAUUGAGGAGUGCGGCGGCAAGAUGUGCAUCAUUUGUCCGAACCACAAGUACAAGAUCGCUCUGGUGGGAGGGGAGAGCUUGUACAAGGCCACUGACCCCACGGAGAGGCAGCCGGUGCCCAGAUGGUACUCGAAGGGCGUGAAGCAGCGAACACACCGGGUCGUGGAAUCUAACGGGGAUGUUUACGUCAGGCUGUCGGAGGAGCCCGGCUGGAUCGAGUCCGACUUCUUCCAGGGAGAAAAGGGGAAAGUGGAGAGAGCCAAAGCUGAAGCAGCUGAGAAGAAGAAACGAUGAUGUUCCGCUUCAUAGUCUUUGUUUAUGAACCAGUGUGUUCUGCCUUCAUAAAGAGGAGACAAUGUGUCAAACCAAAGUGACUUCAUGGUUCUGUUCCUUUA
Molecule: messenger RNA, 881 nt
Organism: Synchiropus splendidus (mandarinfish)
Lineage: Eukaryota; Metazoa; Chordata; Actinopteri; Syngnathiformes; Callionymidae
Gene: rfesd
Product: Rieske (Fe-S) domain containing
Exons: 6
Coding region: 313-780 (155 amino acids)
Molecular function (GO): 2 iron, 2 sulfur cluster binding
Source: RefSeq, a predicted model, not a curated record